Messenger RNA from Nelumbo nucifera (sacred lotus), 1305 nucleotides. Its product is annotated as cytochrome c oxidase copper chaperone 1-like. Gene Ontology annotation, cellular component: mitochondrial intermembrane space. NCBI's taxonomy places the organism in Eukaryota, Viridiplantae, Streptophyta, Magnoliopsida, Proteales, Nelumbonaceae. The record is from RefSeq and is a predicted model, not a curated record. Gene Ontology annotation, molecular function: copper chaperone activity; copper ion binding.
UCAUCCCUUUCUCAGCAAUCAAACGACCGUAAAGUAACGGAGUAGAGAGAACCGAAGAGGGUGACGUGAAUGCCUCCUAGGGUUCACGUGCCCCGUGAACCGAAGGGUCCACUGAAUCCGAACUCGUCUGAAACGGUGAAACCCUAAGCUCUGCUUCUCUGGUCUGAGUGGCCUCUUGUUCUCCUCCCCGUCUCAAUCCCAAAUCAUAGAUCGAAAUCGUUAAUCGUUGCUGUUGCCGUCGGCAAACUCUGCACUCUCUAGUUCUCCGUUCUCCCAUCUCUGGACUCUGAUUUCUCUCCAUCACUUCGAAGUUGCAAUCGGUAAGCACCCUGCGCCCAUUCUCACUUUCUCAGCUCUGUUUAGUUCAAGCAAGGAACGGCAGAACACGAAUAGUCGAACAGGCACAACACAAGCAAAGCAAGCUCUGUCUGGCGCCAGUCCGUUGCUUCGCCGUCCGACGCUCCAGUGACCAACGCUCCGUUGCUUCGCCGUCAGGUCUUUUUGAUGCCAAAAGCUCAUUUGGAGCUUUUUUGCCAAAUGUUCUUUUGAUUGGGUUUUGGCUUCUCCAAUGUUAAAAGGAACAAAAAGCCCAUUGGAUAAACACUCCCAAAUGCGGGGAUCCUCCAUAGGCAUCCAAGAAAUUCCAUAUGGGCAGUGCAGAGGCUAGGGUUACAUGUACUGUUUCGUCAACUUUGCCUGGACUGCAAAAAAAUCAAGGAUCAGCUGCAACACCUGUGGCUAACGCAAAACCAAAAAAGAUAUGUUGUGCUUGCCCCAACACUAAAAGGCUCAGGGAUGAGUGCAUUGUGGAGCAUGGUGAAGCUGCUUGCACAAAAUGGAUCGAGGCUCAUCUUGCUUGCCUUCGUGCAGAGGGAUUCAAUGUUUGAAAUUGAUGAAUAUGGAUGAAGUGAUGAGAAUAAAGGAGUCCAACAGUUUUGCUUAAAUGAUACAACAAACUUUUAAAUUCUGGCUCUAUUUUCCCAGAAGAGUCCCUCUACUUUUAACUGUAGAAACACGGAUGAAUGACUCCAUUUUUUAAUAAAAUUAGACAAAUACAUUUCUAAUUUCUCAAUUUGGAAUCUUUGUACUCAUAUCAAGGGAAUAAAUCAGUCUUGAUUUCUUCCAAGCAUAUUUCUGUUCUUGCAGAGGUUGAAAUCUGAAUAUUGGAAGGGACUGAUCAGUUCUUUAGAGUAAUAGGUCGAGGAUAAAUGAUUCAUUUUAAGUGAAGACAAGGAUCUUGUAUGAGGGAUCAGUAAGUGAUGGUUUAAUGAUCUCAUCCAAGUCUCAAAUCCUUUCAGUUGAUCA